Molecule: messenger RNA, 6605 nt
Organism: Gadus macrocephalus (Pacific cod)
Lineage: Eukaryota; Metazoa; Chordata; Actinopteri; Gadiformes; Gadidae
Exons: 18
Coding region: 413-5359 (1648 amino acids)
Source: RefSeq, a predicted model, not a curated record
UCAGACGUCGCUGCAGAGAUAAACUUGUCUGCAUUCAAAGAGUUCAUAGAAUUAAGUCAUGCAUAUGAGUGGUGCGUGGGUUUGACGGUUUCAAUGAAAGUCGUACAGGAGAAGAACUACUCGGACAUCAUGGCGUCGCUUUGAAAGUCAUUGUUUUAAAACAAAAAAAAAGUCUUAGAAGAAACCGCUAUUGUAUGUUUUUCUUUUUGAGGUUUUAAUUACGCAUUAAUUACGCAUCAGAGUGGAACCUAAACAGCAAGACGUGGAGACGCAAAAUCGACCAGGGGAACCAAACUGAACGUCCAGGAGCGAAACUAACCGGAUCAUCAGCCGAUCAGAACCUGAUGUCCUCCUGGUUCCAGUCCCUGAAGGAGGACUUCGUUUUGAGGCCGUUUGAGACGCAGCACACUCCAUGAAGCGGGGGAAGAUAGCAUGGGGAGGCGGCUUCGGAGGUGGCUACAGCAACGACAGUGUUGCCAUGGCGUCGGAACCUCCAGAUGUGAUGACCAAUCAGGAGCCAGUUGAGGUUACGGAAGAAUGCUCAAAAAAAAAGAAGUCAAAGUUCCAGACCUUCAAGAAGCUGUUCGCCAGGAAGAAGAGGAAAGACGGCCCCGCCCCCGGGGAGGAGGCGGGGCUUACCGCCAGCCAAUCGAGCGAUAACGUCAACAGCGCGCUCGAGGACGAGACGCUUGCUCGUGCCGAGAAUGAGAAAGGCUCUGGCCCCCAUCGUAGCGGCAAAUCCAACCACCGGUUUGGAGUGAGGAUGAGGAUAAAUAUGUCAAAGCUCAGCCUGGGCAGCAAGGCCAGGUCACAUGACUCCAUCUUCGUCUCUGAUUCGCUGGAACCCCUGGAGGCUCUGGAGGCGUCGCAGGACAGUCUGCACGGCAAGGUCAAGUCUCUACAGCUCCAGCUGAAGAGGGCCAUCGGUCUGGGCCCCAAGAAGGGGGCCGAUGACGCGGGGACGGUGUCGGAGGAUGACGGUCUCCCGUGCAGCCCGCCCGAGUACUCCACGUCGCACGCCGCGCUCGCCAAGAGGAACAGCUCCGUCAGUCUGGAGGGGAUGGACAGCGAGGACGAGCAGUUGUCCCGUGAGGCCUCCAGCAGGGCCGGGAGCCCCCUGGUGGUGGUUCCGGGGGACUUCAGCCAGCCAGCCAGCCCCUUCAGCUGCCUGGACAACUCGGCCUCCAAGCACAAGCUGGGCCUGCGACACAAGGCCUGCAACAAGAGGAAGCCCGCCACGAGAGCGGAGAUCAGACCCGCGGGGGAGACUGAGGCCCAGGAAAACCCCAGCAGACCCCCAGGGGAACGACCCGAGGACCAGGACAAAGACAGCACAGAUACGAGCAGCAAUCGGCUGUUAGUAAAGCAGGAGGGAGAGGAGGAGGAGGAAGAGGAGGAGGAGGAGGAGGAGAACCAGAUGAAGGCGGAGACAGGAGAGGAGGAGGAGGAGGAGGAGGAGGAGGAGACCCAGAUGAAGGCGGAGACAGGAGAGAAGGAGGAGGCGAAACCACCACAGCACUCCAAACACUCCCAGCUGCAAGAUGCCAGGGAGGAGGAGCAAGAGGCGGAGCAAGAGGAGGAGCAGCAGCUGGAGGCGGAGCAAGAGGAGGAGCAGCAGCUGAAGGAGGAGCAAGAGGAGGAGCAGGAGGAGGAGCAAGAGAAAGAGCAGCAGGAGGGGGAGGAGGGAGCUAUCCAGGAUGUGGUGUGUUCCCCUCCUGUCCCCCGUGUGAGGACGAAGCUGCCCCCAUCCUCCUCCCCCCCCACCUCCUCCCCCCCCCCCCACAGCGCGUCAGCAGAGCCCCCUGCUGGCCCGACGGAGUGCCUGCUGAACCCCCUCGGCUCCAACGACGGGGCCACGGAAAGCGACAAACUCCUCCUGGGAGGUGGAGAGGAAGACGAGGAGGAGGAGGAGGAGGGGGCGGAGCAGGAAGAGGAGGAGGAGGAGGGCUCAUUCCUGCAGGAGGUGCUCAGCUCGUUGAGGGAGAGCCCCCUCCACUCCUCCCUGGCAGGGAGCACCUCCUUCGGCCUGGAGAAGCUGGCAGCGGAGGAGGAGGAGGAGCAGGGGGAGGGGGAGGAGCUAGAGCAGGAGGGGGAGGAAGAGGAGGAGCUCUGUGACGACAGAGUGGAGGCCAGGAUGGAGGAAGGAAACGCCAUGGCAGAGGAAGAACGGGAGGAGGAGGAAGUGGAGGAGACAGUCUGUCACAGAGAGCCUCCCUCUGCUCCUGCUGUUCCACAAACAGAAGAAGGGGAGGGGCCUGCCCCUCUUGACCCCGCCCCUUCCUGUCCCACUGUAGGUCCCGUCGGGGAAGAGGAGGACGGACGGACGGAAGAGCAGGAGGACGAGAUGAUGGAGCAUUCUGGACUUCAAGGAGAACAGGCGACCGAGAACACGGAGGCUGAGGAAGCCGCGCCAGAGUCACCCCCCGCAGGAGAAGAGGAGGAAGAUGAGGGGGGAAACACCGUCCAGUCCGGCGAGGAGGAGAGACCGCAGGCGACAGAGGUGCAGCAGGAGAAGAGCGGAGUGAGGCCGCAAGAACUCCAACCCGACGAUGACAUCAGCGACCAGGUGGCAGAGAACGAGGGAGAGACGGACCGGGUGGAACCGGAGGAAACGGAGCUGGAGAAGGAGUGUGCAGAGAGGAGAGAGGAGGAGCAGGAGGAGGAGGAGCAGGAGGAGGAGGAGGAGGAGGAGGAGGCCGAGAGGCAGAAGGAGGGAGAUGGAGUCGCCGCAGCGCACAAUGCAAUGGAAGACGAAGAGCAGGCCGAGGAAACGUCGCCUCCGGCGUCCAUGGCGGUGGAACAGGAGGCUGUUGUCGGGGGCGCUGCUGACGCCGUUCUGUCGGCCUCUUCGACGGCGCAGCGAGGACACGCCCACCCGGCGUCUGACCCGGCGCCCGCAGCCACUCCGGGAGAGCAGAACGCCUCCCGGCACAGCUCUGGAGGAGGAGGAGGAGGAGGCGAGGACGAGACCCUGACGGAGGACGGAGACAUUGAGGAGAUGGAGCUGAGUGCGGACCGAACGCCCGACGUGGAGACAGAGGGAGCGCACGCCCGGGCACACGCUACAGGCGGCGUCCCGGCGUCCGUCGAAGUGGACCGACCGGACGCCGGCGGGGAAGAAACCCUCGUCGUCACGGCGACCCAGGGGGACGCGGUCCGCAUGGAAACGGAGCAGGAACCGGAGCCGGCCUGCCCCGUCCCGCCCUCCCGGCCCCCCAGCGCUCCGUCUCAGGGCGACGCCCACGUGGAGAGCGAGCCGGAGGGCGAGAGCGCCCCGGCGGUCGAAGCGGCCCCGGCCGCCGACGACGCCACCUCAGCCGUCCCGGAGGCCCGCACGGACGCCACGCUCACCGCCAGCCCCUCGCUCCGUCGCUCAGAGGAGGUCGUGUCUCCUCCUGAUGAGGUCACAGAGGUAACGGCGAGGGAGGAGGAGCAGGAGGAGGAGGAGGAGGAGCAGGAGGAUAAGGGGGAGGAGCAGGAGGAUAAGGGGGAGGAGCAGGAGGAGAAGGGGGAGGAGCCAGCCGCUCUUCUUGACCCCCGGGCGACCGUAGAGCCGAGGACAGACGGACAGACGGCGGUGGAUCAGGAAGGACCCGCAGACGACAGCGGAGACACGGGAGGGCUGACAACCGACGAAGAAGGCGACCGGGAGAGGGCAGAGGGGGAGUCGCCGCGGCGGUCCUCCGUCGGCCUCGCGUCCGUUGCCAUCGAGACGGAGCCCAGACAGCCGCCGCCCGCCGACAGCACUGAGCGGGGGGGGGUGCACUUCACCAUCGCCUCCGCCCGGCAGAGAUCCCUCUCCGGAGGAGGAGGAGGAGGAGGGGAGGGGGAGCGGGCAAACGAGAGCUCCGUCACAAGCCCCCAACCCUCCUCCCCUAUUCCCCCCUCCCCCUUGGAGUCUGGCGACAGGCCGGUCGUGGCGGCGGCGGCGGCGGCGUCCAGAGCGGGACGGGUGAGCGUGUCGUCGGCAGAGGUGACCCUGAGCCCCGUCAGUCCAAGGACCCCCGCCGGCCCCCCGACCAAACCCCGUUCCUCCUCCACGUCAGCCCCUGACGAGGGGGGCGCUCCGGCCAAGGGGAACCCUGAGAGCCCGUUCGGGGUCCGGCUCAGGAGGACGGCGGCGGCCCCGCCCCGUAGCGGCGAGGAGGCGGGCCCUCAGUCUCCCCCGUCAAACCCUGAGCCGACGGCCCAGCCAAUGGACAACAAGGCGGUCGCUUCUCCACCAAUCAGUGUGAAGCCUUGCCUGAUUCAGCCAAUCAGCAUUAAGCCCGCCCUGCCCAAGAAACCAGAAGUCCAAUCACGAGCUUUGGGUGUAGAAGCAACCACAGGGCGUGGUGGUUCCAGUGGUCCCAGCGGUACCAGUGGUUCGAGCAGUUCCAGUGGUCCCAGUGGUCCCAGUAACCCCCCCAGCUGGAUCUCCAUGGCCCGACAGAAAUCUAAAGUCUACAAGGACACAUCACUGGACGACGCCUCCAGUGCUGCAAAGGAGGAGUCAGAGAGGAAGUCGUCCCUGCCGUCGUACGUCAGCUCAGCCGCCAGUAGGGAGAGCAGCAAGGCACCCUCCUCCACGGGCAAAGUGACUUCAACAGAGGCGGCCAAAGUUGUGUCCCCCAUGGAGAAGGACUCGAGGAAAUCUCUCUCGACCCCCUUACCGGUGCCCGCCCAGACCUCCAAAGCCCAGCCCCCCAAAGCCCAGCCCCCCAAAGCCCAGCCCCCCAAAGCUGAGACCCCCCGAGCCCAGACCCCCAACGCCCAGAUCCCCACAGCCCACCCCCCCACCGCCCAGACCACCAAAGCACAGACCCCUCCCUGCCCCAUCACCCCUAAACCCUACUCCCCGUUCUCCAGCGGCGCCCCAAAGCCUUUGAACCUCCCGACCCCCUUCAGAAAACCCCUCUGCCCCCCUACCCCCGUCCCUGCCAUCUCCCGGGUCACCGGCCCCCCGGCCCCCCCCUCCAAAGCUCCCCUCUCCCCCCCUAUCCCCGUGCCCGCUGCCCCCCGGAUCACCGGCCCCCCGGCCCCCCUCUCCAAAGCUCCCCUGCCUCCACCCGCCGCCCCCCCAGCGGUGAAGACCUCUGUCCCACAAAGCCCCGCCCCCGCCGCUGUCCAGCGACCCGCCGCCCCGCCCGCCGCCCCCCCCGCCGCCUCGCUGCCCCCCCCCACCUCGUCCAAACCCACCGCUGCCUCCCGGGCUGCGGCGACGGUCCCGGGCCCCCACCCCAUGGCCCCGCCUCGGGGCCAGCCGGUGGCCGGCGCGUCCCCCCCCCCCCCGGGCCUGCCCCAGGACGAGCCCCCCUGGAUGGCCCUGGCCAAGAAGAAGUCCAAGGCCUGGAGCGAGAUGCCUCAGAUCGUGCAGUAGGGCGGGCUCAGCGGUCGGACAGUCCAGCUGAAGAGACAGACUGUGUAGAAGGCGACCUGCGUGAGUGUUUGAAGGUUCAGGGCUGGGGGGGAGAGAGUCGGUCCGUGGACCAGGAUGCUUUUGCACACCCAGACCAGUUGAUUAGUUUAUCCCUGCUGGUUUGUUUGCCGGCUUGCUGCGAUCGCUAACAAACCCACUGAACAUGCCAAAAACUAAAAAUCAUCCUUCUAUUCCUCCGAUCAGUUUUGCAAAUCAGUCUUUCGUUUUUUAUCUUGACCAAAUCUGGUAAUUCUUGUGGACCCGCUUCCGUCAGAACAGCGCACUUGAGAGUGAUUUAAUUCAAUAAUCUGUAUAUGCCUCCUAUACGCUUUGGGUUUGGUUUGGUUAUAGAUCUUGUUGUGAAAGGCUGACCCACGCUUAAGAGAGACCUGUAAAUAGUCCACAGCUCCUGUCUAUGUUAGAUCGGUUAGCUUCCAGAAACCGCACCCCGAAUCUCUUUCUUUAUUAAAAGAGAUUUCUGCUAGCGACACAGUGCAAAUUAAAGGGGCAAGAGUGGCUCUUAAACAUGCUUUUUAUCUCACCGGAUGUUUGUUUUAAUACUAAAGAUACCCUUUUCCAGAAGGGUAAACUGUGUUUUACUCUGGGUUAAUACCAUUGAGAUGACUCUCAGUAAAUAGGUCAUUAGGGUCCUAGAGAUAAGACAAAGGGUGAUGGUUUCAAAGCUGUAAAAGGGCAUAUGGACUACCAUGUUUGAAACUCUUAUGGCCGUCUUCUUCUUCCUUAUUCAUCUAUCACUUCUAACAUAUUCAGAGGACACCUCACUAAUGCACUAGUGCAACAGGGUGCACAUUGUCGUAAGUUAUGUAUGUUGUUUUGUUUUGAAUCUUGUUUGUUGGAUUGAAAGACAACCCUCUCCACUUGUCCCAUCGUAUUGUACGGCGUAAAUGUGUUCUGAACACACGUAACGCCUUGUUCUGAUGAAACAUCAAAACUAGGUUGAUAGUGUAAAACAUUGUAUAAAUCAAUUGUCAGAAACUACUGCCAAAAACUAAAUCAGACAUUAUUCACAAAUCAUGAAAUAACGGCGUCUCCUGAGCAAAAGAUGUCGAUACAAAAAGUUAUUUUUGUACUACCGAUAACUCUUUUUCACCACCUAAAUAUUAAUGUUUAUGAAUUGUAUCUUUUGUUGCCUUUAAAUGUUUUCCUUGUAAAUAACAGAUUUUCAGUAAAGAACGACUCAACCACA